CGGGAAGCACAGAGAACAAGAGAGGAUGAGAAAGCUACAAGAUAGAGGGAAGGAGGGUGGCAAUCACGAGCGGAGGUGACGAUGGAGGUUUUUGUUGUUGUCGUCGCCGGAGCUCACCGCUGGUGCACCCGAAGCUACUUCAGCCCCUACCUUACUCCACCGUGGUUGACCCCUAGCCUCCCUAUUUUCGUUGGAGUUACUGAUGCUACUGUCGGAGAAGAGGACCUGAUACCACCAUUGUCUUACUUUACCAGUGCCACUCUUACUGUUGCUGGAAAACACGCUGGAGCUUCCAAACGUGCCGGCAAUACUGUCUUGCCACUGUUCUGGUCUAACUUCUUCCCUUGGUCUGUUCCAUUUUCACCUUAUCUCUGUCACCAUUUUAUUUUUCUGCCUUGCUCUUGUUCUGAUUUAUUUUCCACCUCUAUUCUGUUUUGGAUUGUCAUAACUAUAUUUGCAUUUGUCUUUUUAUUCGAUUCGAGACUACUGCAUUUUCCUGGUGCUGUUGCCAUUGUUGCUACCGUAAGAAUUGAAGUUACUACCAUUGCACCAAUCCAAGUUCUGCGCUCUUUCGUACCCUUUACUUUGGCACUCCGGGUUUGGUCUCUUCUGUUCCUUGGGACUAAGUUGAAUAAGUAUUUGAGUAUGUGAGUCAUUCUUUUCA
Arachis ipaensis is the source of this 664-nucleotide messenger RNA. The record is from RefSeq and is a predicted model, not a curated record. NCBI's taxonomy places the organism in Eukaryota, Viridiplantae, Streptophyta, Magnoliopsida, Fabales, Fabaceae.